Molecule: messenger RNA, 11934 nt
Organism: Pelobates cultripes (western spadefoot toad)
Lineage: Eukaryota; Metazoa; Chordata; Amphibia; Anura; Pelobatidae
Source: the annotation of a GenBank genome assembly
CAAAUGUUUAUUUUUAGAGAAGUGUGCAUUAUUCCAUUAUUGGAGCAAAGCUGGGAGUCUCCGCCUUGUCUGCCAGUAACGUGGAAAUAGCAUUUCAUUAACAUUUUUCUUCCAUCUCAGCUGAUGUGCACAAUUGAUGAUUUGAAAGAGAUGGGAAUCCCUCUAGGACCUCGGAAGAAGAUUGCCAAAUAUGUGGAGUCAAGAGUUGCCAAUCAGGUAUGUUCGGAUAUCAAUCCCUGUUUCCCCUUUUCUGUUCUGUCUCACCAGUAUUGAAAGAUUUAAUUUUUAUUGUAAAAAACCCUAAGCAUCUAUAUAUUUUAGCUUGCGUAUUAAUCUAGUUUCCGUGCAUUUGUUAAAUAAAUCCUAAAUCUGAAUAUGUUCCUGUUUAUAGUGUUCCUUUAGUUAACAUAAAAGAAAACUGUUGUAUAAAAAUAAAUAAAUAUGUAGCCCCUCCGUCCCCCGUCUCUAAUGUAAAUGUGAGUUUACUCCCCUUUAUUCUGGUGCCGUGCGGGUCCGCCUGGUCUGGCUCCGCCCCGUUACAACUCCUUGGCUGAGAUCAUCAAAAUUUAUCGGCCUCUCAGCCAAGGAGGUGGGGCGGGGGGCAAAACCAAAUGCCUCUCUGGCUUAUCAGCAUCUCCUCAUAGGACUGUAUGGGGAAAGCUCAGCGUCUCCAUGCAGAGCUAGCUUGUUGUGCAGUACUGUCCCAGGAAGCACCUCUAGUGGCUGUCUGAAUGACUGGCAUUGGAAGUCUCCCUAAGCAGCAAUGUAAACACUUCAUUUUCUCUGAAAAAACAGUGUUUACAGCAAAAGGCCUGCAGGGACUGACUAUACUCACUAGAACAUCUACAUUAGGCUGGAGUUGUCCAGGUGACUGUUUGGCCCAUGUUGGAAUGUACUGGACACAUCUCUCUUGGUUUGGAAAGCAUUCUGACAUACAUCCUUGUGCGAUGUAGCUAAUGAGGAUAAACCCAUAUUUUGCUCAAGAUGUUAUUGUUUCUUUGUUUCAGGCACAGAGGAAAGCUGCAGAGGAACACAGAGCUGCUCUGAAUGCCCAGAUUAAAGCCCAAGAGGAAACCGCUGCCAUGAUCAGCUCGGCUGAUGGCAUUAAGAGCACCGAUUCCUCUAAAACUAAGCUGCCUGUUGGUGUUUCUGUCUCCUCCGUUCAUGUUGACUACCAGUACUUUGAUAUAGGUACCGGACAGGUAUUGCUCCCAUGCUUGCUUCAUGAUAUAAUCCUAUUCUUAUUUACUGCAGAGCUGAAUGGCAGUUGGAUGAAUUGUGUUGGUGUAAGCCCAUGUACCUCCCAUUAUGGUGACUCUGGCAUGCUUGGGUAUAUUAGUUGCUUUAGAAACCUGCUGUGGCUUUCUUUAAUCUUUUUUUUUUUUUUCUCACUAGUUGUUUGUUAGAUAUAACCUGUUGGAUUUUGAGCCAACAAACUUCUUUGCACUUGGGUCUCCCAUCGGCAUGUUCCUGACUGUACGCGGCCUGGAUAAGAUCAAUGAAAAUUACCGGCUACCAACCUGCAAGGGCUUCUUCAAUAUUUACCAUCCGGUGAGGCCGAAAAAGAUCAGCUCUUGUGAUAAGAAUGGGGAUAGUUAAUGUACUGCUUGGCAAGCUGUGGACACAUUUCUUUCAUCUUUUCUUAUGCUGGAAAUAAAGUGUUUUCAUUGCUUUAAAGGAGGCUAAGUGGGGGGCAAGUGACCUAAAUGUUGGGUUUAGCACUAAAGGUUCAGGAAUACAUGUUUGUGUUCCUGACCCUAUAGUGUUCCUUAAAAGUCUAAAAAUGAAAGAUUUCACAUGCAAUAUAGCCUGUCCUUCAUUGUAGAGAAAUAUAUGUUUGGAGUUUUUCAAUGAAAGUUGUAGGGGAAAAAGAAUUACAUACUUGUCAUCGAACUGGAACACUCCUUAUAUAUUGACAUGGGUGAGAAUUUGGGUGAGCUAUUUCUGACCUGGCUGAUGACAUUAUCUAAUGUCUGAAGUCAUUAUUUUAUCCAUUCCUAGAAUUAAGUUGGAUCAGUGGCAAUUAAUGGCACAAUUCAGUACAGUGGAGUCUGAGAAUGUAGAAACUUUUUACCACUUAUAGGAUAUGUGGUAAAAAAAAAAAAUGGUACUUCGUAAAAGAAACACACGUCCGUAAGGAGCAAGGCUGGAAAUGAAGAGACAAUCUACACUUCUAUCUUUUCAGCACAGUAACAGUAUGUGAGAGAUGGGCAAUAUGCCGUAGGUUAGAUCAGCUGUUCUUUGGAGAGUCGCCGUAACGGGUUCCAGGAAUGAUGCCAUGAUUUAGAUCAGCUGUUCUUUGGAGAGUCGCUGUAACGGGUUACAGGAAUGAUGCCAUGCUUUAGAUCAACUGUUCUUUGGAGAGUCGCUGUAACGAGUUAGGGAAUGAUGCCAUGAUUUAGAUCAGCUGUUCUUUGGAGAGUCGCUGUAACGGGUUACAGGAAUGAUGCCAUGAUUUAGAUCAGCUGUUCUUUGGAGAGUCGCUGUAACGAGUUAGGGAAUGAUGCCAUGAUUUAGAUUAGCUGUUCUUUGGAGAGUCGCUGUAACGGGUUACAGGAAUGAUGCCAUGAUUUAGAUCAGCUGUUCUUUGGAGAGUCGCUGUAACGGGUUACAGGAAUGAUGCCAUGCUUUAGAUCAACUGUUCUUUGGAGAGUCGCUGUAACGAGUUAGGGAAUGAUGCCAUGAUUUAGAUCAGCUGUUCUUUGGAGAGUCGCUGUAACGGGUUACAGGAAUGAUGCCAUGAUUUAGAUCAGCUGUUCUUUGGAGAGUCGCUGUAACGGGUUACAGGAAUGAUGCCAUGGUUUAGAUAAGCUGUUCUUUGGAGAGUCGCUGUAACGGGUUACAGGAAUGAUGCCAUGGUUUAGAUCAGCUGUUUAAUGCUUAGGGAGUCAAACAAACAAUGAUCUUGAAUUGGAACAGAAUUUGUAAAUAUACAAUUCCCAGGAAGCAUUAUAUGAAGUGUGAAUUACCUCUUUUUCUGUUGGCAAUAUGAAAUGAAAAUACUGUAGACAUUCCUUUUAAAUCUCUGGUUCCUGGCUGCGGCAUUCAACCUCCUAUCCUUUGUUUUCCAGCUGGAUCCUGUAGCCUACAGACUUGAGCCUAUGAUCAUUCCAGAUGUUGAUCUAAAGCCGGUUCUUAUUCCACAUCACAAAGGCAGAAAGAGAUUGCAUCUCGGUAAGGACUGUACUAACACCCAUCAUUUUCAGUGGGGGCUUUGUCAAGGGAGCUUCUGGUCUGCAUGCCUGGACCUCCAACAUGGAAAGCUUCUAAUUCUCGACAUUAUGGUAAAAUGUCAUUUUUCACAAGCAACAUUAACACAAUAUAUAGUUUGAGUUAAAUGUAGAAAGCGGCAUCACAAUAUAGCCCCAUUGGGUGCUCAACACUGCCUGCCUUUCCGUAGCUUCACCCAAAUUUUAUUUCCUCAGAGCUGAAGGAAAGCCUGACUCGAAUGGGCUCCGAUUUAAAGCAGGGCUUCAUCAGCUCCCUCCGCUCCGCCUGGCAGACACUAAAUGACUUUGCGAGAGCUCAUACGUCCUCGGCACAGCUUCAGGCAGAACUGGAGAAGGUGGCAGACCAGAUCCAAGAAGAAGAAGCCAAGCAGCAGGAGGUGGAAGGUGCAUGACUUAUCUGUGGCCAUCCAUGGAUAGUUUACAAUCAUUGAAUAUUGCAGGGCAAUGUUGCGCAGAUAGUUUUUCAUAUUUGGUAAAUGUGUAUUUUUACUGCAUUGCAGCUGAGAAGUUAGAAAGUCCUGAACCAUUCCGGGAGGAAGAACUGUCUGUCAAGGUUGGGAUGUUAAACGGUGGCCGCCGUAUUGACUAUGUCCUGCAAGAGAAGCCCAUUGAGAGUUUCAAUGAGUAUCUGUUUGCUCUGCAGAGUCAUCUCUGUUACUGGUGAGUUUAGUAUUAUGUUGAAAACAGAUGGAUUCAGAAAUUCCAACUCCCAUAACGGUGUCGUCGUACAAAGUGUUUACUGAAAGAACAGAACUUGUCAGAUUUUACCCCCUCACCUAGCUUAAAAAUAAAUCAUCUAAUGAGUUAAGACUCUUCUCGAUUGGAUAACUUAUUUGGGUGUUAUGGGAAGACUUUAAACUAAAAUUAGCCGGAAAAAAAGUGUUGAAAACAUUAGGAUUUAAAUAAAGCAAUUCCUCCCUCUGGCUAAAGGGUUCUUUAUCUCUGGGUUAGGACUUAAAAUCACAGCGAUAAUGUACGUUCCCGACCACAUGAUUAGUCGGCAUGGAACGAGAGUUCUGUUCUGUUCAUAUUGGGUGUCUAUCGUCCAUCGGUGCACAGCAUACUGGCAACAGAGCUUCCCCUCAGCCUGACCUCCAGCGCGGUCAGUAAGGUGGAGAGCCGUCACUGGAGGAGGAUUGGACUGUAGGGUGAACUUGGGCUUGGCGUAGGACAUAAGGUGAGUUUGUCAUUUUACUACAACCACUAACAGUGUUUUAAUUGAUGAGUCACUGAACUAUUUUAUAAUAGAAUUGUGCAAAAACUUAUUUGAGCCGAUUUGUCCGAAUUUAAUUUCUUUUAAUCCACACCCCAACUAAUUGAUAUGUCUGGGAUUUACCUGAGUAUUCUUAUUCAUUGAUUGAAACUCUAGUGAAUCCUGGGCAGAUCAAUUCAAUUGGGCGGGUAUUAAAAGGAAUUGGAUUUUGGCAAACCAGCUGAAACUAAAUUUUGAGUCUGAUGCUCCCAGCAUUGGCGGCUGCUGUAAGUUACGCUCUAGAAAACAUAGCUCAGUGUCUGAUGCUCCCAGCAAUGACGGCUGCUGUAAGUUACGCUCUAGAAAACAUAGCUCAGUGUCUGAUGCUCCCAGCAUUGACAGCUGCUGUCAGUUACGCUCUGGUAAAGUUAGCUCAGUGUCUGAUGCUCCCAGCAUUGAUGGCUGUUGUCAGUUACGCUCCAGAAAACGUAGCUCGGUGUCUGAUGCUCCCAGCAUUGAUGGCUGCUGUCAGUUACGCUCCAGAAAAUGUAGCUCAGUGUCUGAUGCUCCCAGCAAUGACGGCUGCUGUAAGUUACGCUCUAGAAAACAUAGCUCAGUGUCUGAUGCUCCCAGCAUUGACGGCUGCUGUCAGUUACGCUCUGGUAAAGUUAGCUCAGUGUCUGAUGCUCCAAGCAUUGACGGCUGCUGUCAGUUACGCACCAGAAAAUGUAGCUCAGUGUCUGAUGCUCCCAGCAUUGAUGACUGCUGUAAGUUAUGCUCCAGAAAACGUAGCUCGGUGUCUGAUGCUCCCAGCAUUGACGGCUGCUGUCAGUUAUGCUCCAGAAAACGUAGCUCAGUGUCUGAUGCUCCCAGCAUUGACGGCUGCUGUCAGUUACGCUCUAGAAAACAUAGCUCAGUGUCUGAUGCUCCCAGCAUUGACGGCUGCUGUCAGUUCCGCUCUGGUAAAGUUAGCUCAGUGUCUGAUGCUCCCAGCAUUGACGGCUGCUGUCAGUUACGGCUCAAGUGGCUCAGUGUCUGAUGCUCCCAGCGUGGCGGCUGCUGUCAGUUGCGGCUCUGGUAAAGUUAGCUCAGUGUCUGAUGCUCCCAGCAUUGACGGCUGCUGUAAGUUAGGCGUGCUCCUGAUGCUCCAGCAUUGUGGCUGCUGUCAACUCUAGCAUAGCUCAGUGUCUGAUGCUCCCAGCAUUGAUGACUGCUGUCAGUUACGCUCUGGUAAAGUUAGCUCAGUGUCUGAUGCUCCCAGCAUUGACUGCUGUCUGCGCUCUAGAAACAUGUCGGUGUCUGAUGCUCCCAGCAUUGACGGCUGCUGUCAGUUCGCUCUGGUAAAAGUUAGCUCAGUGUCUGAUGCUCCCAGCAUUGGCGGCUGCUGUAAGUUACGAGAAAACUAGCUCAGUGUCUGAUGCUCCUGCUGCUGUAAGUUAUGCUCCAGAAAACGUAGCUCGGUGUCUGAUGCUCCCAGCAUUGACGGCUGCUGUCAGUUAUGCUCCAGAAAACGUAGCUCAGUGUCUGAUGCUCCCAGCAUUGACGGCUGCUGUAAGUUACGCUCCAGAAAACGUAGCUCAGUGUCUGAUGCUCCCAGCAUUGACGGCUGCUGUCAGUUCCGCUCUAGAAAACAUAGCUCGGUGUCUGAUGCUCCCAGCAUUGAUGGCUGCUGUCAGUUACGCUCCAGAAAAUGUAGCUCGGUGUCUGAUGCUCCCAGCAAUGACGGCUGCUGUAAGUUACGCUCUAGAAAACAUAGCUCAGUGUCUGAUGCUCCCAGCAUUGACGGCUGCUGUCAGUUCCGCUCUGGUAAAGUUCGCUCAGUGUCUGAUGCUCCCAGCAUUGACGGCUGCUGUCAGUUACGCACCAGAAAAUGUAGCUCAGUGUCUGAUGCUCCCAGCAUUGAUGACUGCUGUAAGUUAUGCUCCAGAAAACGUAGCUCGGUGUCUGAUGCUCCCAGCAUUGACGGCUGCUGUCAGUUAUGCUCCAGAAAACGUAGCUCAGUGUCUGAUGCUCCCAGCAUUGACGGCUGCUGUAAGUUACGCUCCAGAAAACGUAGCUCAGUGUCUGAUGCUCCCAGCAUUGACGGCUGCUGUCAGUUCCGCUCUAGAAAACAUAGCUCGGUGUCUGAUGCUCCCAGCAUUGAUGGCUGCUGUCAGUUACGCUCCAGAAAAUGUAGCUCGGUGUCUGAUGCUCCCAGCAAUGACGGCUGCUGUAAGUUACGCUCUAGAAAACAUAGCUCAGUGUCUGAUGCUCCCAGCAUUGACGGCUGCUGUCAGUUCCGCUCUGGUAAAGUUCGCUCAGUGUCUGAUGCUCCCAGCAUUGACGGCUGCUGUCAGUUACGCUCUGGUAAAGUUAGCUCAGUGUCUGAUGCUCCCAGCAUUGACGGCUGCUGUAAGUUACGCUCCAGAAAACGUAGCUCAGUGUCUGAUGCUCCCAGCAUUGACGGCUGCUGUAAGUUAUGCUCCAGAAAACGUAGCUCAGUGUCUGAUGCUCCCAGCAUUGACGACUGCUGUCAGUUACGCACUGGUAAAGUUAGCUCAGUGUCUGAUGCUCCCAGCAUUGAUGGCUGUUGUCAGUUACGCUCUGGUAAAGUUAGCUCAGUGUCUGAUGCUCCCAGCAUUGACGGCUGCUGUAAGUUAUGCUCCAGAAAACGCAGCUCAGUGUCUGAUGCUCCCAGCAUUGACGGCUGCUGUCAGUUACGCUCUGGUAAAGUUAGCUCAGUGUCUGAUGCUCCCAGCAUUGAUGGCUGUUGUCAGUUACGCUCUAGAAAACAUAGCUCAGUGUCUGAUGCUCCCAGCAUUGACGACUGCUGUCAGUUACGCACUGGUAAAGUUAGCUCAGUGUCUGAUGCUCCCAGCAUUGACGGCUGCUGUAAGUUACGCUCCAGAAAAUGUAGCUCAGUGUCUGAUGCUCCCAGCAUUGAUGACUGCUGUAAGUUAUGCUCCAGAAAACGUAGCUCGGUGUCUGAUGCUCCCAGCAUUGACGGCUGCUGUCAGUUAUGCUCCAGAAAACGUAGCUCAGUGUCUGAUGCUCCCAGCAUUGAUGGCUGUUGUCAGUUACGCUCCAGAAAACGCAGCUCAGUGUCUGAUGCUCCCAGCAUUGACGACUGCUGUCAGUUACGCACUGGUAAAGUUAGCUCAGUGUCUGAUGCUCCCAGCAUUGACGGCUGCUGUAAGUUACGCUCCAGAAAACGUAGCUCGGUGUCUGAUGCUCCCAGCAUUGACGGCUGCUGUAAGUUAUGCUCCAGAAAACGUAGCUCGGUGUCUGAUGCUCCCAGCAUUGACGGCUGCUGUCAGUUCCGCUCUGGUAAAGUUCGCUCAGUGUCUGAUGCCCUCGCUAUGCACAGCUGAUUCCAUUCUUGCGAUGUGAUGCUUAGUUGUCUUUCUCACUAUACCAUGUCUGCUUUGCUUUAUUUCAGGGAAUCUGAAGACACAGCGCUUUUAAUUCUGAAAGAAAUCUACAUUUCCAUGAACAUUGUUCCGGAUCAGCCUCUGCACUAAAACAGGUUUCUCCCCAUUACAUGUAUGAGUUCCCUUCCUGGUGCGAUAUUAUAUUGCAGUUUCUUCUCUAUUAAACCUGAAAUGCCCGCUGUUCUGCUGUAAACAUUGAAUUGGAGUGUGUUCAGGGUUUGUGGAUUGGUUUAUUUUAACCAUUGUCUUAUUGGCACCAUUUAGGAAAAUGAAUUCUAUUUAUUACUUGGCUGCAUUUCGUUUUUAUUAGUCUCCUUGUUUCUCUAUUGUCAGUCUGAUCUCCUAUGAUGCUCAGACUGAGUGGAUCUUAUUCAAUAGUAAACACUAAACCUGAAUGAGCCAAGCUGUAACGAUAGCAUUGUUUCCAAAUCCUUUAUUUUGUUUAGAAUUUUGCACUGCAGUUUUCAGUUGAUUAGACGUCUUCUUUUUACUGUAUUGCUCUGCAGUUUGUGUAAUGCUAUAGAGACAAGCUUUUCUAACCGUGACAUUCUAGUCAUAGCAAUAAAGGUGCCAAAGUGGGUUUGUUUGUUUUUUGUAUUUUCUUUUAUUUAUUUAUUUAUAUGUACAUUUUUAGUUAGACCGAUAUUAUUUAUUUUUUCCAGUAGGUCCUAGUGGCAGUCAUAACAAGUGAGAUGUAGUUGUCCAUUUGUCACAGGACAGGUAGCAUAGAAAAGGUUAAAACCAAAAAAUGCAGUCCCCACUCUCCUCCCCUUCUAGCUUUAUAAAUGGUAUCUCCACCCCGAGCUCCCCCAGUAUUUGCCUGUCUUUGAGAGAGACCGGUUUGUGAUUUGUCCAAUUCGGGUCAGGUGAAGAGCAAGGGUUCUGGUACUUGUGCACUAGGCUGUCUUAGAGUCUAUCUCUUUCUUUUCUAUAGUAGUGUAUGGUAUUCAGUGUACUGCGUACAUUUUUAUCAGUACUGUAAUAAGCUUGCUACGUUACGUUAUUACACUUAACUCUAAAAUUAGGAUCUGCAAAAUUCUUCCAGAGUUUAACGCCUCCAAAUGCAUUUAUUCCCUCUCAUCCUAUUUUGUAACCACAAACUCCCAAUCCACUUUUGGGUCUAUUCAUUACGUAUAUCUGUGUUCUUACCUUUUAUAUUAGGGGGCCCUUUGUAGGUUUCAUUUUUCUCUUCCUACAUUUAUCCAUGGGAUUUUCUCCAUAUGUUGAAAGUAUCUCUACAAUGGCUAGUUGUGAGCCUGGCCACGCUAAGGGUAGAAUUAGUUGUUAAUCAUUUGUCUUAUUAGCCUGCAUGUUAAUCACAGAUAAGGAUUUAUAUCUGUUUUUUUUCCUGUUUUCUGUUUGGAUUUUGUAUGUAUUGGGAUAUAUUCUUCACCCUAUGGCAAAUAUAUAUUUAUAGGUUUUUAUAAGUGCCAAAAUACACUAAACCAAACCCGUUAAAUGCCACCAGUGAAUAUAUGGAUAAUGAGCAAUCCCCCUUUCUCUAUUCUGAAAGCUGGAGAGAGUAUAAGAUUCCUCCAAAUCUUGCCUAAUGUCUCUAUAACUGUUUAUUUCCAUUUAUUUGGAUAUUUAAAUGAAAAGUGUUGUAUGUCACAUUUGGCUUUGCGCUCUGGAAGAGCUGAUUACUAACUGUGUGUAUUUUCUUACCCCGCAGAUACGAAUCGGGUUCUAACUUACAGUUUAAUACUGGUGUUGUUUCAGAAUUACUCCAGUAGGCAGUCCCAUCAGCUGGGGGUGGUGUACUUUGUGAUUCAGGAGCCAUAAUCCACAGGCUCCUGUAGGGUGGGUGCUCUAGGUGAAAUCGCGCCCUGUGUUUUUAUCUUGCUAUAUCAUUCCGCUUGUUAUGACUGCCGCUUGGACGCCUGGAAAAACCUACAUUUUACUCACCGUAAAUUUAUUUUUCCAUAGUGCAAGCGGCAGUCAGGAUUUCCCUCCCUUUAUACUAUAGAUGUAAACCUAUAUCCUUCUAUCAGCUUGUUAUAUACUGGGGAGCCCUUUAUAAGGCUGGGAGGGGAGGAGACUGGGGGUUGUUUUAACCUUUUCUAUGCUACCUGUCCUGUGACAAAUGGGCAACUACAUCCCACUUGUUAUAAAUCACAAAUAUAAGUGAUAAUACAAUGACCACACAGAUACAACACCCAAUGUGACACUUUAAGGGUAUACUUCCCAAUAAUUGCAUCUAAUGAUACCAGUGCAAUUCUUUCUUGAGAAAUCUAUAAGAAAUAGACAUUGCCGUAAAUAGUGUAAUCUGUAUACUAAUAUUACAAUAGGUAGAAAUGUGAGAUGUCAACUCACAAGCACAGAGCCGUACCAGGCUCUGUAUGAUCAGCAUAGUGGUGCCAAUAACUGGCUACAAAAGUACUCCAAAACAGGAUCUUGCAGUAUAACAGUUUAUUAAAACAAUAAAAAUAGGACAUAAAUAAGUAGUAUGUGUAUAAUACACUACCGCAGGAAUUAAAAGUCCAAGUGCAAACACGUUUCGACUACCAGUAGUCUUCCUCAGUGCAGGAUAAAUCAAAGCUAGCGUCUUCUUUCCUUUUAUAGUCACCCGAAGUUGAAAUUUCGUGGCAUGUUUUCUUUCCAAUUCCGGGUUGUGGUGAAUGCUCCGUUCAUUUCCAGGUAACAUGGUUGCUGGCAUCAACUUCCGGUCGCGUGCGUGCGUCAUCACACACGUAUGACGAUCACCUCUUCCCAAUACAGGAAGUGUUCUAGCGUCAGUAUGGGCAAUAUUGCCUAAAUGCUAGAAACUUUUUAGGUAUCCAACAAAAAAGGGGAAACAUGAGUUUGAGUUGAUGAAAAGAUUUCAAUAAUGUUUUAUAAAUGUGUCUCAAAAAAGGCACUAUAACUCACAAUAAUAUCAUAAAACAUAACACUUAAAAUAACAUAGGUACACUUCCAGACUAGAGUAUACAACUCGUAAGGGUAAAAGAUGUAUAUACAAUUCAUAAAUCAGGGUAACCUAGACAGUAUGGAAAAAAUUCCAGAGAGCUUCUCGAUGGUCAGGUUAACACUGACCCUAUAGUGAUCCUUUACCUUUAAGGGAAUGGAAAAGCUGCCAAAUAGUUUGAUUCCAAAUGAAGUGUUCGUUCCAUUUGCAAAGCUAAUUUCUCCUCCUUUGCUCUGGUCAGGUCUUGGACGUCUGAGUUGGCUUCCAUGUCGGCAUAUCCGCUCUUCUCAUGGCGAUUCGGAGGAGAGGAGUUGAUUUUGUGUACGAUGUACCUUUCAAUAUGAAGAGAUUAAAUCUACCAAAUCAAGUUGGACACUGAGUAGAUACCGAUCGAUGCAACAGUUUUUUGUUUCAGCAUCUUUUCUACAGUUUAGUUGAAUCUGCGUAGCAGUUAGAUGUCGACCUGGUUUUCCUUCAGGGGACGGGAGUAUAACCCUCACUGGGAAUAGUGAAUCUCCAACCUGCAACAUUUUAGUCUUUCCUCUCAGUGGAUGGAAAUGUUUGUCUCCGUUCCCCCUUAUAAUAAUUCUUGUCUGCAAUCAGGAUGAUAGUUUGAAGGACUGCUGUGAUUAUAGACUCAUCUUUUCUUUUUUUUUUUUUGUUCUUUUUAAAUAAAAGGUUUAUUCAAUAUUAUUGCAAAUGAUUUAUAAAACAAAAAGUACAUUUUAGCAAUGUACAGCAUGGAGUGGUGUCUAUCUCUCUGCUGCUAAAUAACGUACAUGUGGCGAUGGGGUUGUUGUACUUUAAAAAGUAACUGGAAAAUACUAUUCUAUGUGGGAGGAUCUGAUACAGCAGUAAUCUAUGUAAAAAACAGAUUUGUGUCAAGAAUAAAUUGAAAUAAGUGGGGGGGUGUUUAUCUCUCUAGUAAAACCAAAUUGUGAUAGAAAUAACUUGAAUAUACUUAAAAAGUCCCAGAGGAAUUAAAGAAUGUUUGGGGUUUUUUUUCUAUACGCAUUUGAGGUGAUGCUCUAGUGUAGCUUGGAGGAAAGACGAGACAGGGGGGAUAUGAUAGAAACAUUUAAAUACAUAAAGGGAAUCAACACAGUAAAGGAGGAGACUAUAUUUAAAAGAAGAAAAACUACCACAACAAGAGGACAUAGUCUUAAAUUAGAGGGACAAAGGUUUAAAAUAAUAUCA